AACUCAUUUCAAAUUCAGAAAAAUUCUAGUUCACAAGCUGAGCUUGUGUUUCCAUAUCAGAAAAUCAAAAUCCAAGAUCAUCUCCUUGUUUUCCAUCUUCAAAUCUCUGUUCAUAAACCCACUUUCCAUUUCCAUAUCUAAGCAACUGCUGCUGUUAUUCACUAGUUGAAAAAGGUCUGAUAAGUAAAGAUGAACGAUCUAAUGACCAAAUCCUUCACCAGCUAUGUGGACCUGAAGAAAGAGGCCAUGAAAGACCUGGAAGCUGGUCCUGAUAUAGAGAUGGCAAACGCAUCAAACACCAUGGAUCGUAACCUUGGCCUAUUCCUUGAAGAAGCUGAGAAUGCCAAGAAAGAAAUGGGAUCAAUCCGUGAGAUUCUAGUCCGUCUCCAAGAAUCCAACGAAGAAAGCAAAUCCUUACACAAACCUGAGGCCUUAAAAUCGCUGCGCAACAAGAUCAAUACAGACAUUGUUACUGUCCUCAAAAAGGCUGGAGCCAUCAGAUCUCAGCUCGAAGAAAUGGACCGUGCCAAUGCAACUAACAGGCGCCUCUCUGGGUAUAAAGAAGGAACCCCAAUUUAUAGAACUAGACUUGCAGUCACCAAUGGUUUGCGCAAGAAGUUGAAGGAGCUUAUGAUGGAUUUUCAAGGGUUAAGGCAGAAAAUGAUGACCGAGUACAAAGAAAUUGUUGAGAGGAGAUAUUUUACAGUGACUGGGGAGUACCCAGAUGAGGAGAUCAUUGAAAAGAUUAUAUCUGAUGACAAUGGAGGUGAGGAGUUUUUGAAACGUGCAAUACAGGAGCAUGGGAAAGGGAAGGUAUUGGAGACAGUAGUGGAGAUACAGGAUAGGCAUGAUUCAGCGAAAGAGAUUGAGAAGAGCUUGUUGGAGCUGCACCAGGUGUUCUUGGACAUGGCAGUAAUGGUGGAGGCGCAAGGGGAGCAGUUGGAUGAUAUUGAGCACCAUGUGUUGAAUGCUAACCACUAUGUGAAGGAUGGUGCCAAAGAGCUUAAGAGUGCUAAAGACUAUCAGAGAAGCAGCAGGAAGUGGAUGUGCAUUGGUGUUAUACUUUUGUUGUUGAUUAUUCUUGUGAUUGUCAUUCCUAUUGCCACUAGCUUCAGUCACUCUUAAAUUGGAGGUUCUCAUGGAGGAUUUAAUGCCCUGUUAUUCCUUCUGGUUUUCUUGCUUUUUACCAUGGAGUUGUAAGAUCCAAGUCCUUGUUCUGGGACUGGUUAAGCGUUGAGGGUUCUGCACAUUGUUAUUGGUUUAUUCUUUUAAGAAAUGUUGUGAUGUAUGCACAUUGCUUUCCUCAGCCAGUGUUGCUUGCUCUUUGCUCUCUUCCUUAAUAAGAAAAAUUAUUUAUUAUUAAA
This is a messenger RNA of Hevea brasiliensis (rubber tree), 1364 nucleotides long. Its product is annotated as syntaxin-related protein KNOLLE. Gene Ontology annotation, cellular component: SNARE complex; endomembrane system; plasma membrane. The record is from RefSeq and is a predicted model, not a curated record. The transcript is spliced from 2 exons. Gene Ontology annotation, biological process: vesicle fusion; intracellular protein transport; exocytosis. Gene Ontology annotation, molecular function: SNAP receptor activity; SNARE binding. Bases 190 to 1125 code for a protein of 311 amino acids. Lineage: Eukaryota; Viridiplantae; Streptophyta; Magnoliopsida; Malpighiales; Euphorbiaceae.